This is a messenger RNA of Tarenaya hassleriana, 2209 nucleotides long. Its product is annotated as probable L-type lectin-domain containing receptor kinase S.7. Gene Ontology annotation, cellular component: plasma membrane. Bases 1 to 1983 code for a protein of 660 amino acids. Gene Ontology annotation, biological process: protein phosphorylation. Gene Ontology annotation, molecular function: ATP binding; protein kinase activity; carbohydrate binding. The transcript has a single exon. NCBI's taxonomy places the organism in Eukaryota, Viridiplantae, Streptophyta, Magnoliopsida, Brassicales, Cleomaceae. The record is from RefSeq and is a predicted model, not a curated record.
AUGUCUCCAAGAAAGCUUCUUGUUCUCUACUUCUUAUGGAUGGUUCUGUCCAUGGCGAAAUCUGAGAAUGUGGACUUCACCUUCGACUCCUUCACGAUCCGGAACCUCACCUUCCUCGGCGACUCCCAUCUCCGAAACGGCGUCGUCGGACUCACCCGAGAGCUCGGCGUCCCUUCCUCGAGCUCCGGCACCGUCAUCUACAACACUCCGCUCCGUUUCCACGAUCCUGACUCCAACACCACGGCGUCCUUCUCCACCCGCUUCUCCUUCUCCGUCCAAAACCUCAACCCCACCUCCUCCGGCGACGGCCUCGCCUUCUUCCUCUCGCCCGAUAACCAAACCCUAGGUAGCCCCGGCGGGUAUCUGGGCCUUGUUAAUUCCUCGCAGCCGAUGAAGAAUCGAUUCGUCGCGGUCGAAUUCGACACGAGGAUGGAUGCCCAUUUCGACGAUCCUAGUGACAAUCAUGUGGGUUUGGAUGUCGAUAGCUUGAAUUCCAUCGCGACCGUCUCGUCGGAAUUCGAUCUGAAAAGCGGGAAAUGGUUCACCGCCUGGAUCGAUUACAAGAACGAUUUGCGUGUUUUGAACGUUUUCUUGGAUUACUCGGACACCGAGAAGCCAGAGAAGCCUCUGUUGUCUGUGAACAUCGAUCUUUCUCCUUUCCUGAAGGGUGAGAUGUACGUAGGGUUCUCCGGCUCAACGGAAGGAAGCACCGAAGUCCACUUGAUCGAGAGUUGGAACUUUCGGACAUCUGGGUUUGUCCCAUUGAGAUCGAAAUCCCAUCCUCAUAACGUUUCAGACAGCUCUGUGAUCCCGGAGAUACCCAUAUCUGGUUCCACCGGCAAGCACCAUCGAAAUCUCGGCAUUGCAUUUGGUAUCUCCGGUCCGAUUUUCUUCUUUCUGGCACUUUCUGUUUUCGGCUACGUAUCCUUGAAGAAAUGGAAGGGCGUGAAAGCAGAGAAGGAGAUGAAAACAGAUCUAAUAGCCGGACCAAGAGAGUUUAGCUACAGAGAACUGUAUGGAGCGACAAAAGGGUUUCACUCGAGCCGGGUCAUCGGCCGAGGAGCAUUCGGGAAUGUGUAUAGGGCCGUGUUCGUUUCCCUGGGCACGACUUCCGCCGUGAAGAGAUCCAGACACUCCCACGAGGGCAAGACCGAGUUUCUCUCUGAGUUAUCGAUCAUAGCUUGCUUGCGUCACAAGAAUCUGGUUCAGCUUCAGGGAUGGUGUUCUCAAAAGGGCGAACUCCUCCUCGUAUACGAGUUCAUGCCGAACGGAAGCCUUGACAAGAUUCUGUACCAGGAAUCCGAAACUGGAGCUGUCUGUCUUAACUGGUCACACAGGCUGAACAUAGCCACUGGGUUGGCUUCUGCUCUGUCGUAUCUCCACCAUGAAUGCGAGCAGCAAGUGAUCCACCGGGACAUAAAGACGAGCAACAUCAUGCUCGAUGCCAACUUCAACGCCAGGCUCGGAGAUUUCGGACUGGCCAGGCUGACGGAACACGACAAGAGCCCUGUCUCCACCCUCACGGCAGGAACGAUGGGUUACCUCGCGCCAGAGUAUCUCCAGUACGGAACCGCGACCGAGAAAACAGACGUAUUCAGCUACGGGGUGGUGAUUCUGGAAGUGGCGUGCGGGAGGAGGCCGAUCGAUAAGGAACCGAGCGGGCAGAAGACGGUGAAUUUGGUGGAUUGGGUCUGGAAACUGCAUGGCGAGGGAAGGAUCGUCGAGGCAGCGGAUAAGAGGCUGAAGGGUGCGUAUGGAGAGGAAGAUAUGAGGAAGCUAUUGCUCGUAGGGUUGAGAUGCGCUCAUCCUGAUAGUAACGAGAGGCCAUCGAUGAGUCGUGUGUUGCAGAUUCUUAACAAGGAGGUCGAGCCUUUGCCGGUCCAGAGGAUGAAACCGACAUUGUCAUUCACCUGCGGGUUGAGCCUUGAGGACAUUGUUUCAGAGGAAGAAGAAGAAGAAGAAGGAGAUGACAGUACUGUGUAACUGUAUAACAGCGUGUAUCUUCUUGAUUCUUUUGUGUUUUUGUUGGUUGUUUGAUUCGUUUCAUUCGUUUUGUAACACUCUGAUUUUUUUUUAGUUCAAUGCUGUCAAAUUGAACUUGUUAGGGUGUCUGAUUCACGAAAGCUUUCCGAUGAUUCAGGAAAGAAAAACCUUGUCUGAAUGGCUUUUGAUGCAGAACGAAAGUGAUUCAUCAGACAAACAAAAAACC